This is a messenger RNA of Glycine soja, 1822 nucleotides long. Its product is annotated as probable nucleoredoxin 2. The coding region runs from base 229 to 1569 and encodes 446 amino acids. Lineage: Eukaryota; Viridiplantae; Streptophyta; Magnoliopsida; Fabales; Fabaceae. Gene Ontology annotation, molecular function: thioredoxin-disulfide reductase (NADPH) activity. The transcript has 3 exons. The record is from RefSeq and is a predicted model, not a curated record.
UAUGUGUGUGCGGUGUAGGUUGGUAUUAUCCUCCUGGGGCUUGGAUGAAUGCUACGUGUGAAGGUGUUGAUGUUUGAUUUGUGGAUGCAUAGGAUGCAAUAAUUCUACUGCUUCUAAAUGAAUAUAAGUGUCGGGUGUAUAAGGGGCCUUCUACUCCCCUCGCGGUGCUUUCAUCUCUAGAUUAGUACUCACACCUUAUAAAAGAGAAAGAAAAAGAAAAAGAGAGUGAUGAAAGCGGAGAUGAAGGAUGGAGCUCCUCAAGUUGUGAUGAAUCAUAAUGGUAACCACGGCAAAUUCUCACACCUACUUGCUUCCCAAGAUCGUGACUAUCUUCUCUCUCCAACUGGGGCUCAGGUGAAAGUUUCUGAUCUUGAAGGGAAAGUAGUGGGUCUAUUAUUCGCUGCGAAUUGGUACCCACCUUGCCGUGGAUUCACCCAAGUCCUAGCUGGAAUCUACGAGGAGCUAAAAAGCAGAGUCCCUCAAUUUGAGAUUGUGUAUGUGUCCUCAGAUGAGGACUUGAAUGCCUUUAAUAGCUUCUAUGGAAGCAUGCCCUGGAUUGCAAUUCCGUUCUCUGAUUUGGAAACAAAGAAGUCUUUGACCAGAAAGUUUGACGUGGAAGCCGUUCCAUGCUUAAUUUUGUUGCAACCUGACGAUCGUAAAGAGCACGCAACAGUUCGUGAUGGGGUUGAACUUAUUUACCGCUAUGGAAUCCAAGCUUAUCCAUUCAGUAAGGACAGGUUGGAGCAGCUGCAAAAGGAAGACAAAGUGAAGCGUGAUAACCAGACUCUCACUAAUUUACUAGCAAACCACCAUAGAGACUACGUUUUGAGUCACACUCACACGGGACUCAAAAAGUUUUAUUUGAACUGCAUGCAGAGAAUCAUGGAUCCUGUUCCGCGUGACGGGUGUUGCUCAUGUACACAGGUACCUGUAGCUUCCCUAGUGGGUAAAACAAUUGGACUCUACUUCUCAGCGGAAUGGUGCGUCCCAUGCGCCAAGUUCACUCCCAAGCUGAUUUCCGUUUACGAGAAGAUAAAGCACGAGCUAGCCGAAAAGGGAGAGGAGGACUUCGAAGUUGUGCUAAUAUCCAGCGACCGCGACCAAGCAUCCUUUGACUCCUACUACAGCACCAUGCCUUGGUUGGCCUUGCCUUUCGGUGACCCAGAGAUCAAGAACCUCGUUAGACACUACAACGUGCAAGGAAUUCCUUGGUUGGUGAUUAUAGGUCCUGAUGGUAAAACAAUAACCGUACACGGGAGGAGUUUGAUAAACUUGUACCAAGAGAAUGCGUACCCUUUCACCAAGGCCAAAGUGGAGGAGCUGGAGAAACAGCUGGAGGAAGAGGCCAAGGGUCUUCCAGCAUUGGUGUAUCACCAAGGGCAUCGACAUGAUCUGAAUUUGGUGUCUGAUGGAAAUGGUGGAGGGCCCUUUAUCUGCUGCGUGUGUGAUGAACAAGGGUCUAGCUGGGCCUACCAGUGUCUCCAAUGUGGCUAUGAAGUGCACCCAAAGUGCGUCAGAACUGUGGAACGCGAUGACAAUGUCUUGGUGGACACCACUGGUUGCUUCUAGGAUUUAAUUAACUAAUUCAAUUCCUUUGGCAAUUAAUUCUAUGUCGUCCUAGAGGGCGAUGACUUGAGUGCACAAGGGAAGGGACUGGAAUGCCCUUAAAUUAGUUAGAUCACGUGUCUUUAUGGGUGCUUUUCUACUUGUUCAGAAUAUGUGACUGACGGUGAUAAAAAGAAAAGGAGAUACUUGGGGAAUCAACUAUUUGAUUCUCCAUAGCUUUUUUUUUAUAAAAAAUAGUGCUGUUACUUGUUCGUUA